Messenger RNA from Orcinus orca (killer whale), 6834 nucleotides. Its product is annotated as protein argonaute-4. Gene Ontology annotation, molecular function: RNA binding; protein binding. The transcript has 18 exons. The record is from RefSeq and is a predicted model, not a curated record. Bases 323 to 2908 code for a protein of 861 amino acids. Lineage: Eukaryota; Metazoa; Chordata; Mammalia; Artiodactyla; Delphinidae.
CGCGCGCGCCCCGCGCCCUCUCCCCGCCCGACGGGCGCGCGCGCUGGCUCCGGCUCCCGCUCCCGCUCCCGCUCCCGCUGGCGGCGGCGGCGGGGAUUGUUUUUGUUGUCGCUGAGGCCGGAAGAGCCGCGGGAGCCGGGUCCCUGUCCCCGGGCCGGGCGCCGCCGCCGCCCCUUGCUUAGCGCCCGCGUCUCCGCGGCGCCCCCAUAGCGCCAAUAUUCCGGAGAUCAAGCGUUACGCGGCGGCGGCGGCGGCGGCGGCGGCGGCGGGGCCCGGAGCGGGAGGCGCCGGGGACCGCGGCGAGGCGGCCCCCGCCGCCGCCAUGGAGGCUCUGGGACCCGGACCUCCAACCAGCCUGUUUCAGCCGCCUCGUCGUCCUGGCCUUGGAACUGUUGGAAAACCAAUUCGACUGUUAGCCAAUCAUUUUCAGGUUCAGAUUCCUAAAAUAGAUGUGUAUCACUAUGACGUGGAUAUUAAACCAGAAAAACGGCCUCGUAGAGUCAACAGGGACGUAGUAGAUACAAUGGUGCGGCACUUCAAGAUGCAGGUAUUUGGUGAUCGGCAGCCUGGCUAUGAUGGCAAAAGAAACAUGUACACAGCACAUCCACUGCCAAUUGGACGGGAGAGGGUUGAUAUGGAAGUGACCCUUCCAGGUGAGGGUAAAGACCAGACCUUUAAAGUGUCUGUUCAGUGGGUAUCAGUUGUGAGCCUUCAGUUGCUUUUAGAAGCUUUGGCCGGGCACUUGAAUGAAGUCCCAGAUGACUCAGUUCAAGCACUUGAUGUUAUCACAAGACACCUUCCCUCCAUGAGGUACACUCCAGUGGGUCGCUCCUUUUUCUCACCUCCUGAAGGUUACUAUCACCCUCUGGGAGGGGGCAGGGAGGUUUGGUUUGGCUUUCAUCAGUCUGUGAGACCUGCCAUGUGGAAUAUGAUGCUGAAUAUUGAUGUAUCUGCAACUGCUUUCUACCGGGCUCAGCCUAUCAUUGAGUUCAUGUGUGAGGUUUUAGACAUUCAGAACAUCAAUGAACAGACCAAACCCCUAACAGACUCCCAGCGUGUCAAGUUUACCAAAGAAAUAAGAGGUCUUAAAGUUGAGGUGACCCACUGUGGACAGAUGAAACGAAAAUAUCGAGUGUGUAAUGUGACUAGGCGGCCAGCCAGUCAUCAGACUUUUCCCUUACAGCUAGAAAAUGGGCAAGCAAUGGAAUGUACAGUAGCUCAAUAUUUUAAGCAAAAGUAUAGUCUGCAACUGAAAUACCCCCAUCUUCCCUGUCUCCAGGUGGGACAAGAACAAAAGCAUACAUACUUGCCACUUGAGGUUUGUAAUAUAGUGGCAGGACAACGAUGUAUAAAGAAGCUCACAGACAAUCAGACUUCCACGAUGAUCAAAGCCACAGCAAGAUCUGCUCCUGACAGACAAGAAGAAAUCAGUAGACUGGUGAAGAGUAACAGCAUGGUGGGCGGACCUGAUCCAUAUCUUAAAGAAUUUGGUAUUGUUGUCCACAAUGAAAUGACUGAGCUCACAGGCAGGGUACUUCCAGCACCAAUGCUGCAAUACGGAGGCCGGAAUAAAACGGUAGCCACACCCAACCAGGGUGUCUGGGACAUGCGAGGAAAGCAGUUUUAUGCUGGCAUUGAAAUUAAAGUUUGGGCAGUUGCUUGUUUUGCGCCUCAGAAACAAUGUAGGGAAGAUUUACUAAAGAGUUUCACUGACCAGCUCCGUAAAAUCUCUAAGGAUGCAGGAAUGCCCAUCCAGGGUCAGCCAUGUUUUUGCAAGUAUGCACAAGGUGCAGACAGCGUGGAGCCCAUGUUUAAACACCUGAAAAUGACAUAUGUGGGCCUACAGCUAAUAGUGGUUAUCUUGCCUGGGAAGACGCCAGUAUAUGCGGAGGUGAAACGUGUUGGAGAUACCCUCCUGGGUAUGGCUACACAGUGUGUCCAGGUAAAAAAUGUAGUGAAGACCUCACCUCAAACCCUUUCCAACCUUUGCCUGAAGAUAAAUGCAAAGCUCGGAGGAAUUAACAACGUGCUUGUACCUCAUCAAAGGCCCUCGGUGUUCCAGCAGCCUGUCAUCUUCCUGGGAGCGGAUGUCACGCACCCCCCAGCAGGGGAUGGGAAGAAGCCUUCCAUUGCUGCUGUCGUUGGCAGUAUGGACGGCCACCCCAGCCGGUACUGUGCCACUGUGCGGGUGCAGACGUCCCGCCAGGAGAUCUCCCAGGAGCUCCUCUAUAGUCAGGAGGUAAUCCAGGACCUUACUAACAUGGUUCGAGAGCUGCUGAUCCAGUUCUACAAAUCCACACGCUUCAAACCCACUCGGAUCAUCUAUUACCGUGGAGGGGUAUCCGAGGGACAGAUGAAACAGGUAGCUUGGCCAGAACUAAUAGCAAUUCGAAAGGCAUGUAUUAGUUUGGAAGAAGAUUACCGGCCAGGAAUAACCUAUAUUGUGGUGCAGAAAAGACAUCACACACGACUCUUCUGUGCAGAUAAAACAGAGAGGGUGGGGAAAAGUGGCAAUGUACCAGCAGGCACUACCGUGGAUAGCACCAUCACACAUCCAUCUGAGUUUGACUUUUACCUCUGUAGUCAUGCAGGAAUUCAGGGAACCAGCCGUCCUUCACAUUACCAGGUCUUGUGGGAUGACAACUGCUUCACCGCAGAUGAGCUCCAGUUACUAACUUACCAGCUAUGUCAUACCUAUGUGCGGUGCACACGCUCAGUCUCUAUUCCAGCCCCUGCCUAUUAUGCCCGCCUUGUAGCAUUCAGAGCAAGGUAUCAUCUGGUGGAUAAAGAUCAUGACAGUGCGGAAGGCAGUCAUGUGUCAGGACAAAGCAAUGGCCGAGAUCCUCAGGCCUUGGCUAAAGCUGUGCAGAUCCACCAUGAUACCCAGCACACGAUGUAUUUUGCCUGAGAGUCUCAGAAAAAGAACUCAACCAGUUUGGCACACCAUGCAGGCUCAAAAUGUUUCAAACGCCUACUGCCUCUAGAGAGAGCCAAGUUGACUUCAGGUGGUCCUCUACCAGCAACUCAGAAUAGUUGCACUGAAUCUAUACUUCGCAGCACUGUCUGAUGCAUCAACAAAAUUGAGCCAUUUUUUUAAAGUAAUAGAUACUCAUUGAUUAUCUUUUCUGAUGCACUGGACUGAAUUUUUACCUCAUCAUGCAAAGGCUAAUCAGCCUGAACUUUCUAAAGGACUUUAUGAGAAAGGUUUCUAUGGACUAUUUUGCUAGCUGUGGUGUUCACCGCAUCCCUCUAGUCUUACAAGAGAAGCUUAUUCCUUUUUUCUGUAUUCGUCGAGUGGGGUAUAUGCAUAAAUGGGAGAGAAAAACCAAUCUACUUCAGUUCAGUGUAACUAUUUAAUUGUGUGGGUCAAUAGGCUUUUUAAUGGAGAUUUCUGACUUCGCCACUGUAAAUGCCUUUAACGAGCAUUAACUUUUGAAAGUUUUACAGAGUUUUAUUAGUUUUACUACUUUAUGUAUUGAUCUCUACAGACUUGUGCUGGUGCAAGUACAGGCUGCCAGGCAAUUGCACUAUAUUUGGCUGCAGAUUCAGACAGGCAGUUCUCUUAUUUGGUUGACUUUUGUGAAUGUGUAACACAUGUGAUGCAUGUCAUGGUGACAGAUAACACUGCCAUGGUAAAAAGUACUCAUGUUUCCCCCUCUUUGAAAAAAAUUAGCUUUUAGUAUUUUUCAGAGUUUUCAAAAAUGCCCAUUUUAUGCUGCUGUGUGGUUUGUUAGAUCUAAAUGAUUUUUUAACUUUUCUCAUAGCAAGUUAACUUUGGCAAUAAACAUUUUUUAAAGUCCCUCCUCUUCCUCCCCCUGACAGUGUAGUUUUUUAGAUGAGAUUUCGGUAUGAUUUUUAUCAGCUAUUUCUUACAGAUCAUAAUCUGACAAUUUUUGAAACUGGUCAGAAAAGGCAUAUAUUUCCAUGCCUUUUUUUUUUUUUUUUUUUUUUUUUUGCGGUACGCGGGCCUCUCACUGUUGUGGCCUCUCCCGUUGCGGAGCACAGGCUCCGGACGCGCAGGCUCAGCGGCCAUGGCUCACGGGCCCAGCCGCUCCGCGGCAUGUGGGAUCUUCCCAGACCGGGGCACAAACCUGUGUCCCCUGCAUUGGCAGGCGGACUCUCAACCACUGCGCUACCAGGGAAGCCCUCCAUGCCUUUUUAAAGAAUUCUUUUUAUCUGUUUUAUAGUCACAGUUGGUGUCCUGUCACUUUGUUUUAAACUAAGCUAGAACCAGGAUGCUUCCUUAUUGAAUAGGCUUUGCCAGUCCUUAAGGUACCUUGAGUGAUGCUGCAACUUGCAAAAAUGUACCAGCAUUUAAAACUUUAUUCCCUGGGAAUCAAGGUUACUCACACAAUUACUUGUAAUGGAAAUUUUUUGCUUCUCUUUCAACCUGAAAUGUACUUGGUGGGGUUUCCUUCCUUUUAUUAAACUAAAACUGCAUAGAAAAGGUUGCUUUUUCUUAAUAGAUUCUGGAUUGCGUUCACAGGGAGAGAGGAUUCCUUUCUUGUCCAAACAAAGGGAGUUGAUCUAAAGCAAGCAUCAGUUAAAAUGUGGGGGAAAAGGUAUUUUGUAUUUAGUGUAGAUAAUACUUUGUGAAUGGACAACAGUUACAUAGAGUCUUGAUAGUUCCAGCCAGUGUUUCCCAGCCCAAAUUUUACUGACUUGGAAUUCUCUGUCCUGGAACCUCAGGAGUGAGAGCUGAAAGGAGGGAUAAAAGGCCCAGAGCCACUCCACAUGGCUGAGGAAGGUGCUGGGGGAAGAGAUAGAUGCAGUGUGGUAAAACGGUUUUGCCACCUCUGUCUGGAAACUGCUGGUGGGGGAAACACUGGAUCUAAUGGUGAAGGAUGUUGCUUGAACUCAUUAGCUGGUCCAAAUCUGUUAAACUAGCCUUCUCAAAAUCCCAGCAAUAUAAAGCACUGUUUUUCUUCAGUCUUGUAAACAAGCUUGUAAAUACGUUAAAGUUUACAUUUCCAUGUGCUGUUGAUCAGCAGCGCCACCAGUGUUUGCUGAGACUGGUCUCAGAGUUUUAUAAUGUAUAUGGAGUCCUAAAGCUCAUUAAGAUACAAGUGCAGACGUCCUUGUUCUCUUCAUAGAGUGGGAUGAAAGCAAGCUCUGUAACUGAGGCACAACAAAGGCAGGAGUGAAGAAGAUGGCAGAUGUUAAUUUCUUAAGAUUUUCCUUUUUUGCAAAUACCUCACUUGGACACACAAAUCAGGACACGUUGGUGAGGGGCUGGCUGCUGCUUUUUAUUCACACUUGUUCAGGGAGAGCACAGAAAAUACCCUUCAGCUUGGCCACCCUGGAUACAAGAGGAGGAAAAACCGAAGUUUCCUCUAGGAAAAGGAUGACUUGCUGGAGUCCAGGAUGUGAAGAACUCUUGGUGGCUGGCUGGCUGGCCAGUGGGCACCCCAUCUGCACUUGAGUGCCUCGGACUUGCUUGUUAACAAUGCACAGAAGAAGCGUCACUUCUCACCAUCUCCUGGCAUGUAUGGAGCAGGGAGCAAGGCGGAGUGCCAGGAAGCCCUGACGUGCUUGCAGACGGGCUAUACACUCGACCUUGAACUGUAGUUUGUAAGACCUCAGUCAGUCCUAGUACACUGGGGCAAAUCAGUGUAGUGGUGGAGGAAAAGCCGGGAGGCCUAUUUUUAUAGGAAAACAGUACCUUUGAAGGUUUAAUGCUGCCGUUUUGGACAAAAGGAAAGAAAUAUAGAAGAAUUAGGAUUGUUGGAAAAAACUUGCUGAGCGGUGAAUCUUUAAGAGGUAAUUACUGCAGAAUCCGAGUUGCAGCAAUACUCAUUGCAAGCAGGUCUGAAUGCAUAGUUUUAAUUCGGCUUGACAAUUUGAACACGUUAACCCCUUGGGACUGACUGAAUCAUUAUGCAUGUGUCAAUCAAUGGGAGGUGUGCAUUCUCUAGAAGUAGGUGUAGGCUGUUUGGUUUUUUUUUAAUGCAGCCUGUUCAGGCACUGUCAUGUGGUGUGAAAGAUUUAAAUGUAGCAAUGCUAAAGAGUUAACAAUUUUGGGAUAAGGCACGGGGACAUUAAAAGAGUGGUGAAAAUCCAAAUGUUGAACCAAUUAUGUUUUGUUGUUGUUGUUAGCUGUAGAGUGAACUAGCUGCCCAGCUGUCUGGGCAGGCAGAACAUAUUCAUUCUUACUGUAAAUUCUAUUUGCUGCUUCCAAAGGUGAUGAUUUACAAGCAGACAUAUUCUGUAUGGUCUGUAUUUUAGGAUCUGGUGCCCAGCCUAUAUCAGAGCUUACCUACCUGGCUCAGCUACCUACCCUUCCUGUGGGAAAAGGUAAUCCACUGUUUAACCAGGCUCACCCUCUCCGCCCUGCCCUAGCAACCCUUUGUGGAUGUGCUGUAAGAUUUUCUUGCUCAAUAGCAAGGUGGUAGCUCUGCUUUCAUUUUAAGAAAGUGGAGGCUGAGGGCAUUGUAUCAAUACUGCUUCAACUCCAAGGAUUUUUCCUUGUAAAAUUAAAGGGAAGAUCUUGUUAUCGAUUAACCAUUUUCGUACCCCUUGCUAUUGACAUAUUCAUGCUCUUUCUAUGUCUAGUAGCUGAAAAAUGUUUGCAUUUGUUCAUUUGACUAAUGGUGUCAUUUUUGUUUCUAUAUUGUUAGGCCUGUAAUGUUCUAAAAUGUAUUUUAUUAAAUUUGGACUGGAUGUAUGUCUCUAGCAAUACGAGGUACUUUCUAAACUAUUAAGGGAGGGGUGGUAUCCCCGAGUUGAGAUAAGAUGAUGGUUGUUUAAAUUUUGCAAUUUUUUUUUGGCCUGCAGGGAUAUUUUGUGUUCAUGUGUCCAUAAAAGAAUAAAUUGGCAUUCUUGUGCCAAACAUUG